Messenger RNA from Porites evermanni, 939 nucleotides. Lineage: Eukaryota; Metazoa; Cnidaria; Anthozoa; Scleractinia; Poritidae. The record is from the annotation of a GenBank genome assembly.
GAUGAUCCGCUUGUGGAAGGUUUCCGAGUCACUCUUAAACGCAGUGAUAUCGCUACACUUGGUAAUCUGAACUGGCUCAACGACGAGGUAUGUUUUGAAAUUAAACGAAACAAAUCAUCGUAUUUAACUUUUCACGUAACUAUAUGUAGAAAGCCUCGGGUCUCAGGUAUUAUCCUGUAUUUAUUUAAGUCAACGAUAAUUAUUGUACUCUAAAAAAUUUAUUUCCUGAAUUAAUUUGUUCCUUUUUUUAUAGGUCAUCAACUUCUACUUCAACCUGUUAGUGGAAAGAAGUAACCAACAAGGCAAAGUUAAAGUGCAUGCGUUCAAUUCGUUCUUUUAUCCCAAACUCAUCAAGUCCGGCUAUGCAAGUCUUAGGCGUUGGACAAAGAAGGUAAUGCGAAUUCCAGCAGUGAAUUGCUACUCUGUGGUUGCCACAGGUCAGCAGAUCCUGAAAGGGUAUUCCCGGGACCUGGGAUUUGACCAAAAUACAAUCGGGAUUCGAGAAAACGAUUACGGGGUACGGGAUUGGCAAAUAAAUAGAUAUUCGGGAUAGUGAUGACAAGUUAGCCGCAACAAAUGAACCAGUGAAUAGCACUGGAUAUCCGGAGUUUGAGUUGCCAAUCAGAGCGCGCGAAAAACACUAUCCAUUGUUUAAGUAUGUACUAAAAACAUAUAUCAAUAAAAGUCUGACGUACUUUAUACCCAUUUCCCUUUAUUAGCCAUGAAACAGUACAGUAUGUAACUCUAUGCUUUGUCCCGAUUAUACAUGUCUCACGAGAACAGGCUGAAUUAUUUGUAGUUAGUACUUCCCGUCCUACGGUAAUAACUGACUUAUUUAUCUAUCUACUUUAUUUCCAGGUUGAUAUAUUUGCUAUGGAUUUAGUCCUUGUUCCUGUUCAUUUAGGAAUGCAUUGGUGUUUAGCGGUGAGAAUUCACUUU